Messenger RNA from Moesziomyces antarcticus, 810 nucleotides. Its product is annotated as phosphomannomutase. Lineage: Eukaryota; Fungi; Basidiomycota; Ustilaginomycetes; Ustilaginales; Ustilaginaceae. Gene Ontology annotation, cellular component: cytosol. Gene Ontology annotation, biological process: mannose metabolic process; protein N-linked glycosylation; GDP-mannose biosynthetic process. Bases 1 to 810 code for a protein of 269 amino acids. The transcript has a single exon. Gene Ontology annotation, molecular function: phosphomannomutase activity. The record is from RefSeq and is a predicted model, not a curated record.
AUGAGCGCAUACUCGGAUCGCAAGCAACCACGCGUACUGUGUCUCUUCGACGUGGACGGCACCCUCUCGCUCGCACGCCAGACCAUCACACCCGAAUUCAAGGCCCUCCUCGCCCAACUCCGCCAGCACUGUGUCAUUGGCGUCGUGGGUGGUAGCGACCUCAAAAAGGUGCGCGAACAGCUCCAGAUCAGCGCAGCCGACUUUGUCACCGAGUUCGACUACGUCUUUGCCGAAAACGGCCUCACCGGCUUCCGCGAUGGCCAGCCACUCGCAUCGCAGAGCUUCAUCGGUUGGCUCGGCGAGGAAAAGUACCAGAAGCUCGCCAAGUUCUGCCUCAAGUACAUCGCCAACCUCGACCUGCCCAUCAUGCGCGGCACCUUCAUCGAAUUCAGGAACGGCAUGAUCAACGUCUCGCCCAUCGGCAGGAACGCCAGCAUCGAGGAGCGAAUCGAGUUUGAAAAGUACGACAAGAUCCACAACAUCCGCAACACCUUUGUCGACGCCCUCAAGAACGAGUUUGGCGACUAUGGGCUUACGUUUUCGAUUGGCGGUCAGAUCUCGUUUGACGUCUUUCCGCACGGUUGGGACAAGACGUAUGCGCUGCGCAACGUGGCGAUCGACCAGGGAAGCGCAGAGGCAAGCACCACGGCAAAGCAGUUGGGAUGGGACGAGAUCCACUUUUUCGGCGACAAGACCUACAAGGGCGGCAACGACAACGAGAUCUUUGAGGACCCCAGGACCAUCGGUCAUACCGUCACGGAUCCGCAGGACACCAUGAAGCAGCUCCGACAGCUGUUUGGCUUGAAGUGA